AGCAACUGGUCAUGGUGGAACUAUCAGGAAUUAUUGAUUCAGACUUCUUAGAAAAAUGUGAAAACAAAUGCAAGAUUUUGGGAAUAGAGACAGAGAGGCCCAUUUUACAAGUGGACAGAUAUGUAUUUGCAGGAGAAUAUGAAGAUACCUUGGGAACCUGUGUGGUUUUUGAAGAAAACACAGAGCAUGAUGCAGAAGGCAACCAAAAAGUACAGCUGAAAUACAAGUGCCACACAAUGAAGAAGUUGAACAUGACACGGACACUUUUGACAGAAAAGAAGGAAGGAGAAGAGAAUGUUGGUGGAGUGGAGUGGUUACAGAUCAAGGACAGAGAUUUUUCCUACAGCAGGCCUAAUACGAUUUGCAGCUUUCUGCGUGAAAAAGAAGAUUCUGAGGAGUCAGCUCAGGCCCAAGACAAACUGACUGAGGAGUCAGAGGGAAAGGUGAGUGGCAGAGGAAAUUCUGACAUGAAUUGUGAUCUGGAGAAGCAGCACAGCUUGGAAAUAGAUGCCUCUAUUCCUCUGCCUGACAGCCCUGCUUCUGGGGCAGAGGAUUCUCCUUCUGGAAGUGUUGCCUUAGACGAUGCCCCUCCAUGAUAUCAGCUGUGAUCUUUUCAGGAUUUCUUCAUGGAAUUAAUGGGCCAACUUUUAAAUGCCAACUUCUAUAGGCCGUGACAUGCUUUCCAAUUUGUCUGAGCAAUUAAUAGUGGAAAAAUGGACAUUGUGUUCUUGUGCAUUGCUUUUAUGUUUGGAUUAUAGUGGGGAGGGCUUAAGUGUUUUUUAAAAAUGCUGAUUGGAAAUGUGUGUAUCUCUACC
Molecule: messenger RNA, 815 nt
Organism: Fulmarus glacialis (Northern fulmar)
Lineage: Eukaryota; Metazoa; Chordata; Aves; Procellariiformes; Procellariidae
Gene: GTF3C6
Product: general transcription factor IIIC, polypeptide 6, alpha 35kDa
Exons: 5
Coding region: 12-596 (194 amino acids)
Biological process (GO): transcription by RNA polymerase III
Cellular component (GO): transcription factor TFIIIC complex
Source: RefSeq, a predicted model, not a curated record